This is a messenger RNA of Dibothriocephalus latus, 403 nucleotides long. NCBI's taxonomy places the organism in Eukaryota, Metazoa, Platyhelminthes, Cestoda, Diphyllobothriidea, Diphyllobothriidae. The record is from the annotation of a GenBank genome assembly.
GGUCACAGACGUCGUCGGAAAAAUAAGGGCGAUGGCACGGAUGAUGGUGGGGACAGUGGACGAGAGCACGCCAGCAAGGGCAAGCGUCGACACUCACACGGAAAUCGCCUGCGUGUACUGCGUCUCUUCAGCGCUGAUGCUAAUGCCGGCAUGGGUCACGAAAUCCCUGUUUUCUACCGAAAUACCACUGAUUCGGACGUUGGUCAGACGGCGACAGAUGAUGGUGGCAGCGUCAGUGGCGGCGGCGGGAGCAGUGGACGCAAGUUUAAAGCUGGCUUCGGCCAAUCAAACAACAAUGCAGCAGCAGCAGCAGCAGCCGACCACCUCACCCCACCCGAGAUACAAAUCAACCCACCCUCAAGCCAGACCUCACCCAACGCCAGUCGCCGAAAUUCCAAGCUCU